Molecule: messenger RNA, 1059 nt
Organism: Bactrocera tryoni
Lineage: Eukaryota; Metazoa; Arthropoda; Insecta; Diptera; Tephritidae
Product: Down syndrome cell adhesion molecule-like protein Dscam2
Exons: 3
Source: RefSeq, a predicted model, not a curated record
UUGUAAAUCAACGUUACGAACCGGAAGUUCAAAAUCCAGGAGGUUUUAUUGGUAGCAAUGUGUUAAUUAAAUGUAAUAUACCGCCGUUUGUUAAGGGGUAUGUAACGGUAGCAUCAUGGCUGCAGGAACCAAAUAUCAAUAUAUACCCAUCGCUAGAAGGAGAUGGGAAAAAUCAUAUGCUACCGACCGGCGAACUUCUGGUGUACAACAUAACUCGCACCGAUGCACACAAAGUUUGUCGCUGCCGCACCCAUCACAAGCUGACGCAAGACUCCGUUGUGAGCAGCAAUAUGGGCAAAAUUCAAUUGACUGAAAUGCGUGAACUAGUACCGCCCAUAAUGAACGUGGUGGCACGUUUGGGCGAUCCCGUUGUGGUACCAUGCGUGGAGUACGCCAACCCGAAUCGGUAUUUAUUUCUUAUUUUCAUUUAAUGCUUGUUGUUUUAAUUUUACCUGCAACGCUUAAUGUGCCACAAAGGAUAAUAAUCUGCAAAAAGAUUUUGUUGAAUGAAAAUAUAUAAACUCCUACAGAGCUGAAAUCAAAUAAAAACACAUUUUUACUUGUGUGCUUAAGUCAUGAUGAAUAAUCACUAGUUAAAUGAGUUAAGCAUCCAUCCCCUCUAUCCGGUAAAACUGGCGCAUCCUAAUACGCCAGCUUAAUUCACCACAGCUGAUGACAUUACAACACAUCACCAAUGAAACACACCACUCUCAUACGCAACCCAACUCACAAAAGGAAGCGACAACGGGAAAGCCCAUCAAUUCGUCAGCUGCAGUUCGCCCAUCAACAUUCGCCGUACACAAAUUCGAUUCCCCACUGCGCCGCGUAAACAUUAUAUUGUUUUUUUAAACAAUUCGACGCACACCUUUCGCACGUCAACUUUUGAUUAUCGCAUUCGUUUACAAACCGCGUCGACACCUAGAUGCUCAUCUUCUAUCGAUACCGAUCCUGUGCGCUUCGGAAAUACAAUUAAGUGCUCAGCGGUCCUCUGCGAUAUGGUCGUCAUUACCUUGUGCAAUCAUUCCUUUUAAUUUUAUGAAAAUUCAAUAAAGUUAACUC